GCAAAUACGCUAUGUGUCGGCAUAUGUGAUCAAGAUAAUACACUCAUAAAUACUGAUUCUGCAUUACGCACAGAAGGGUAGCCUAUAAUUGCUCCGGGGUAACUGCACGGUGAAAAACAAGACGCAAGCAUACACAACAGUCGUGGAAGAAGCAGAAGCAACGCUGCCAGCCACCGGCUACGUCGUGACAAAAAUGGGCCGCUACAGUGGGAAGACCUGCCGCCUGAUUUUCAUGUUAAUACUGACAACAGUGUUCUUUGUUGCCGAGAUAGUAGCCGGAUACAUGGGGAACUCAAUAGCACUGGUGUCAGACUCGUUUAACAUGCUCUCCGACCUUAUUUCUUUGUGCGUCGGCCUGACCGCCGCGCGGGUUUCACGUCGUCCAGGAUCUGGACGCUGCACUUACGGUCUGGCCCGGGCCGAGGUUGUCGGCGCAUUCGGCAACGCUGUGUUUUUAGCCGCACUUUGCUUCUCCAUCUCGGUGGAAGCCAUGAAGCGCCUGGUCCGCCCGGAGGCUAUCGAUGAUCCGCUACUGGUGCUGGUGGUGGGCGCGCUGGGUCUAGCUGUCAACGUCGUCGGUCUGUUCAUGUUUCAGGACUGCAGCGGCUGUGGGAUAGGUGGGCGACGAAGGUCCCACCUAACGGCCGAAGAGAAAGUAGAAAUGGUGAAUGGUGAAACAGGAGCUCCCGUGCUGCAGGAUGUCACCCCCGGAGAAAAAGGACCGGAAAGAGAGGGCCAACCGCUCAAUAUUCAAGGGGUGCUGCUCCACGUGCUGAACGACGCGCUGGGCUCCGUGGUGGUGGUGGUGGCCUCGGCCCUGUUCUACGCGUGGCCCCUGGGCCCCGAGCAGCCCUGUAACUGGCUGUGCUACGUGGACCCCAGCCUGACGCUGCUCAUGGUGGCCAUCAUCAUGGCCUCCGCCGCCCCCCUGCUGCGGGAGACCACCAGCAUCCUGCUGCAGAUGAGCCCCCCCGAACUGCAGCUCAGCACGCUCCUGGAGGAUGUGUUGGGGAUCAGCGGGGUGCAGAGUGUGCAGGAGUUGCGUGUGUGGGAGUUGGCUCGGGGGCGGAACGUGGCCUCGCUGCAGGUCAGGUGCUGGGACGCCCCGGCCUUCACGGCGCUCUCUCUCCGCACGCGGGAGGUCUUCCGCCGGGCGGGCGUGCACAGCGUCACCAUCCAGCCCGAGUUCGGCCACGCGCCCUGCAGCGCCCCCUGCCUGUCGGCCGCCUGUCAGUGCAGGCUCUGCUGCCCUGACCCCGCAGUCCCGCUUCCUGUCUGCAACGGACACCCAGCCACGCCCUGCCCCGCCACGCCCUCCCCCGCCACGCCCUGCCCUGCCACGCCCGACCGCACGAUCCCGCUCUCCGUCUGCAACGGACACCCAGCCACGCCCUGCCCCGCCACGCCCGACCGUGCGGUCCCGCUCUCCGUCUGCAACGGACACCCAGACACGCCCUACCCUACCACACCCUGCCCCGCCACGCCCUGCCCUGCCACGCCCGACCGCGCGGCCCCGCUCUCCGUCUGCAACGGACACCCAGCCACGCCCUGCCCCGCCACGCCCUGCCCUGCCACGCCCGACCUUGCAGUCCCGCUUUCUGUCUGCAACGGACACCCCGCCACGCCCUGCCCCGCCACGCCCGACCGCGCGGCCCCGCUCUCCGUCUGCAACGGACACCCAGCCGCGCCCUGCCCCGCGCCGGUGGAGAGCCCUCCUCUCGAGGGGGAGCAGGACAGCCUGAAGGAGGCGCUGCCCAGAACAGAGGGGAGAGAAACCAACGGCGCGGUUUCACGCACGAAGGGGAAGAACCAGGUUGUGUGA
This is a messenger RNA of Conger conger (European conger), 1822 nucleotides long. It is a transcript of the gene slc30a10, whose product is annotated as solute carrier family 30 member 10. Gene Ontology annotation, molecular function: zinc ion transmembrane transporter activity. The record is from RefSeq and is a predicted model, not a curated record. Gene Ontology annotation, biological process: detoxification of zinc ion; manganese ion transport; zinc ion transmembrane transport. The transcript is spliced from 5 exons. Gene Ontology annotation, cellular component: membrane. NCBI's taxonomy places the organism in Eukaryota, Metazoa, Chordata, Actinopteri, Anguilliformes, Congridae. The coding region runs from base 194 to 1822 and encodes 542 amino acids.